AUGCCGAAUUAUCUAAAAGGUAAGCGAAGUAAUGAAUUUACUGAUAAAGCAGGUGAAAAAAUUGACGCCAGUACAAGUCAUAAUGAAAGUGCCAGUGGUCAAGAUCAUCUAGACGUAGAUUUAGCUCCAUUACUUGGUGAAGAAAUGAAACAUCAUCUUUCACCAAUUUAUGAAGAUUUGUCCAAAGAUGAUUUACUUGAACGAUGCCUUGGUGAUCAUACGCAGAACGCGAAUGAAAAACAUGUUUGGCAAGUGAUCGUGAAGAAGAGAGGUUUAGGAGCAAGUCGAAACAUUUCGGGUCGGUAUCACCUAUGCCUCAAUGAUAACACGUUGUCACUCGUUCGCAUAGGAGGUGGUAGUAACAGCAAUUCCACCACAAACACAAAUGCUGCCUUCAAUGAAACUGCCACCAAUCAACACCCGCCGCUCCAACAUAGGGCUUCAAGCCAAUCUAUACAACCGCAACCUGAGGAACUCAUCGAGUUUCCACUGAUAUACAUCAAAAGCACCGGAGCUCUGGAAUCUUUCUUCUAUAUGGAAGUUGGUCGUUCCGCAGUUACCGGCGCCGGGGAAUUAUGGAUGCUUUCGGACGAUCCUAACAUUGCCCAAAAUAUGAAUUCCAUCAUACAAUCGUAAGUUAGAUUUAAUUUAAUUAUUUUAAAUUUAUGGUCCAGUUUGGAGAUUGUUGUGCCGAAUGUUAUAUUUUUUCA
Molecule: messenger RNA, 710 nt
Organism: Ctenocephalides felis (cat flea)
Lineage: Eukaryota; Metazoa; Arthropoda; Insecta; Siphonaptera; Pulicidae
Exons: 4
Coding region: 1-636 (211 amino acids)
Biological process (GO): insulin receptor signaling pathway
Cellular component (GO): plasma membrane; cytosol
Molecular function (GO): phosphatidylinositol 3-kinase binding; insulin receptor binding
Source: RefSeq, a predicted model, not a curated record